UAUAUCCGGUUAAUCCAGGAAGUGUACCUUUUUGUUGUUUUUCUUGGUUGACAGAAACACUUCGACGUUCCCCGUCAGACUUCUCCACUCUCCUUCCAAAAUGGGAUGUGAUGGUGGUACUAUUCCCAAAAGACACGAGUUGGUGAAAGGUCCCAAGAAAGUCGAGAAGGUUGACAAAAAUGCAGAAUUGGCCGCCAAAUGGAAGUACUGUGCCCUAAGUCAGGAGAAACUCAGACGUCCAAUCGUUGCCUGCGAACUGGGAAGACUUUAUAACAAAGAUGCUGUCAUCGAGUAUCUUCUGGAUAAAUCCGCUGAGAGACCCAACACCGAUGCUGUAACGCACAUCCGCGGUACCAAGGACAUAAAAGAGCUCAACUUGACCGAUAAUCCCGAGUGGGGAGGAGAGAGAAGGAACACCAAAGGAGACGUAUACGAGGACGUCCAUUGUGGAAUGUUUAUUUGCCCCGUUGUUGGGCUAGAGAUGAACGGCAAACACAGGUUCUGUUACCUGCAAACGUGCGGUUGCGUCUUCUCUGACCGCGCCCUCAAGGAAGUCAAGACGGAAAUCUGCCACAAGUGUGGAGACCCCUUCCAGAACACGGACCUCGUCGUGCUCAACGGAACAAAGGAGGAGGUGGAAAAACUGAGGGAGAAAAUGGAGGCGAGGCGAGCCAUGGCCAAAGCUAAGAAAUCAAAGAAGAGCAAAGCUGCUGCAAGUGCGUCCACCACAUCACAGGCAAAAGAUGACGGGAAAGCGGAGGAAGCGCCAAAGUGCUCACUGGAAAAUGGAGGCACAAGCAGCCAAUCAGUGAAGGCAGGAAGCUCGGGAGCCUCGCACCCGUCCUGCGCCCUCAACGGCGACGGGCCUUUGCCAACCGCCUCCAAGCGAUCCAUCCAAGCGAUGGAGGAGAAGUCGGAGACUUUCAAGUCCAUCUUCACCACCCACAGCUCUGCCAAGCGCACCAAAGAUCAAACCUCCAACUGGGUCACCCACACGCCGUACCACUUUUAGCUCCGGGCGUCCGGACGCGCGUCUACUCAUUCCCGGCGCCCACACCUUUUCUUGAUCCGGACAGUUUUUUUAAUGGCUUCCCAGGCUGCUCACACGCUCUUGUUUAAUUUGCAUCGUCCCCCACGCAUCCCCUCCUCCCCCUCUCACCCAGGUGUGUUAAGAAUUAGUGUUUUUUUUUUUUUUCUUCUUCUUGGUAACAGCGUUACCCUUUUUCUGCCCAAGGUUUACUCUUGUGAACACAUACACGAUAUAAUACUUUCAGCUUAUCUCUUUCUUCUAAACUGCUUUUUUCCCAAUCAUAAAAAGCUUUUUUAAAUCACAUCAUAUACAGCA
Syngnathus acus (greater pipefish) is the source of this 1345-nucleotide messenger RNA. RefSeq names its product replication termination factor 2 (gene rtf2). The record is from RefSeq and is a predicted model, not a curated record. The transcript has 9 exons. Gene Ontology annotation, cellular component: nucleus. The coding region runs from base 101 to 1012 and encodes 303 amino acids. Gene Ontology annotation, biological process: site-specific DNA replication termination at RTS1 barrier; mitotic DNA replication termination. Lineage: Eukaryota; Metazoa; Chordata; Actinopteri; Syngnathiformes; Syngnathidae.